ACAUCGCUGCAAAAAAAUCGGAUUACACAGUAGAUAAGAACUAAAAAGACACAGCACAUGAUUUCCUCAACAUGAAAUUACUGGUAUUAUUUUUGCUCUCUGUGGCAACAUCCUUCGCUGCAGAAGAAUCGUGCGUUGGACGUUGUCAGAAUGGCUUUGACAAAUUACAGAAAUGCCAAUGUGACACUUUGUGCAAGUACCACAAAAGCUGCUGUAUAGAUUACGACAAAACUUGCCGAACCAAAGUUAGUCGUGGAGAUGUUUUCGACAUUCCUGAGGAGAAUUUGACUUCUUCAGCAAGUCCCAGCAUGGCUCCAACUAGCUCUGCAUUGAUUACCGAACCUGAGGGAGAAACCUGCAGUGGGAAAUCGUUUGAUGCCUUCCUGCAGAUAAAGAACGGAUCGGUUUAUGCCUUCAGGGGUGAAUACAUUUUUGAACUGGAUGAGAAAUCGGUGAUGCCGGGUUACCCCAAGCUCAUAAAGGAUGUUUGGGGUAUUUCUGGGCCCAUUGAUGCCGCUUUUACUCGAAUUAACUGCCAGGGGAAGAGUUAUAUAUUCAAGGGUAACAAGUACUGGCGCUUCGAAGGCGAUGUCCUGGAUGAAGACUAUCCCAGAAAUAUCUCAGUGGGGUUCGAGAACAUUCCGGAUGACUUGGAUGCCGCAUUUGCUGUUCCUGCUUCGGCACACCACAAAAAGGAGAGAGUGUAUUUCUUUAAAGGUGAUCGUUAUUACCAGUACGAGUUCAAGCACCAGCCGUCGCACGAGGAUUGUGUCCGCAUGACCAAAUCCUCGCCGUCCGUCCUCUUCACUCACUACACUGACCUGCACUGUAACGACGGCAUGGAUGACCUGUUCGCUUUGAUCUUCCCAGACAUUUCAGGACAUCACAAAGGACCACGCUUUAUUUCCAGAGACUGGGUGGGCAUCAAACCUCCUAUUGAUGCUGCAAUGGUGGGACGGCUGUACCUGACCUCCGUAGCUUAUGAUUCUGCUACACAUUCGCUUUCGCAAGUUCAGAGGACACGAGGAAGGAGCAGAGGCCGAGGAUCCAAGAAAAGCCAUUCAUCGUUUUGGGAUGAUUUGGAUUUCGAUUAUGAUGAGAGAAGGUUUUUUGGCGCACAACGACGAAAGAAAGGUCAAAAGAAGGGCAGAGGUAGACGUCCAUCUUUCGACAGCGUUUUCAGCUAUGACGACACGGACUACGCUGAUUCUGACCUAGUGGAGAAGAAAGAAAUGCCUGUGCAAAAUGUCUACUUCUUCCAGAAAGAUAAAUACUACAGACUGGACCUCCAGACUAAACGCAUCGACACUAUGAAUCCUCCAUACCCGAGAUCCAUCGCUAAGUACUGGCUGGGAUGUAAAGAGAAAGAUUUAGCAGAAAAACGAUAAAAACAAAGCUGUAAAUGAUUGAGAUUGACUACUGUGAUUCUUAACAACUGAUUGAUGAUAAAAAUGCUUCUAGACAAUAAUCCAACCAUGCCUGCUAGUAGGGUCCAAAAUGGUCUUCUCAAUCUAUAUUCAAGUCUAAAACCAUGUGAGAUCCUGUGGUUAUUCAAAUCAAACCUGUAACUUGUAUUUGCUGCCACCUGUAUUGAUGUUGUAUCUUUCUUUUUCCGACUCAGACGCUUGUCUUGAUGAGUUUUAAAAGUGAGAAUCACUGACUAUGUAAACCAACAAGCUUUUAAAUAUGUAAUCACUACAUAAUAAACUGAUGUAUCGCUCUA
Silurus meridionalis is the source of this 1723-nucleotide messenger RNA. It is a transcript of the gene vtnb, whose product is annotated as vitronectin b. The record is from RefSeq and is a predicted model, not a curated record. Lineage: Eukaryota; Metazoa; Chordata; Actinopteri; Siluriformes; Siluridae. Bases 72 to 1388 code for a protein of 438 amino acids. Gene Ontology annotation, molecular function: extracellular matrix binding; scavenger receptor activity; polysaccharide binding. The transcript has 9 exons. Gene Ontology annotation, biological process: cell-matrix adhesion; immune response; cell adhesion mediated by integrin.